GCCCAUCUGCUCAAGCUAGCUGAUGCACCUCUCCCCGCUCUGAGGAGUUAAGUAGGGAUGCCUGUCUCGAAAAAAGUUUUCGAGAGCCCUUAUCGACCAUGAUCUGGUCCUUGAACUCCACAAUCGGCCACAGUCCCUUCCUCAUUCAUAUCUUGCAUCAGAAAGACCGUCUGUGCAGCAGUGCUAGUGCUGAUAGCUCCACAACCUCUCCUUUAUCUCGAGUCAGUUAAGGACGGCUAGUCCCCCCUUCAGAUACACUUUCAUAAACAAGCCACGCCACUGUUUGUCCCGCUGUCAACCAUCCGUUCGUUCGUCGUUAUUAUUAAAGUUUCAUCCCCAGCUUUGACCUUGGGACAACCUUCUUCACACGCAUAAUAUACUGCCCAGGCUUGGCAAAACGAGGCGUCAAUGGCUUCAGCAUACUCGAACGCCUCGCUCGAUCCGCUACCAGACGACAUUCGAAAUGGCAUGAUUGCAAUGGGAUUAUUUGGACUGGUGUCCACAAUCUCGACCUUCACUUUGAUGUCCUUCAUCACCUAUCGUAUGAUAUACUGGAAGCGGUACUACGAUCAACCCAUUCACAAGAAUCAAGUCUUCGUCCUGAUUUAUAACCUCCUUCUGGCCGAUUUUCAGCAGGCUCUGAGUUUCCUGAUAUCUUUCCACUGGUUGGCGCAGGGAAAAUUGGUUGGACCGAAUACGCAAUGCUUUGCUCAAGGAUGGCUCAUUCAAAUUGGAGAUAUGUCCUCCGGACUCUGGGUGCUGUCCAUCGCAGUCCACACUUUCGUUAGUCUGGUUGGCCAGAAACAGAUACGCCAUAGGACCUUCGUUGCAUGCGUAAUAUCAUUAUGGACAUUCUGUCUCUUUCUGACAGCAAUUGGACCACUACUCAGCAAAGACGAUUUCUUCGUCCCCGCUGGUGCAUGGUGCUGGAUAAGUGACACCCACGAGAGCGAGCGUCUCUACCUCCACUACCUCUGGAUCUUCAUCUCCCAACUCGGCUCCCUCGUAAUCUACAUCAGUUUAUUCUUCUUCCUACGCGGACGGCUCUCCAACGGACCUCUCUCCAAUCCCUCUCUAUCAUCCAACUCCCAGGACCCGACCUCAAACAUGGUCUACUACCCCUUCGCCUACGUCGCGCUCACGUUACCGCUAGCUUCUGCCCGUGUAGCAUCUAUGGCUGGCCGGACGCCGCCUUUGGUGUUCUUCCCCGUAGCGGGUUCGCUCAUGGCAUGUUGCGGCGCAAUUGACGUGAUCCUUUAUAUCUCGACGCGAAAAGCGCUGGUGAAGAGCUCAGUGGGUAUGAUCGGGUCUGGAUACUCGGAGAACACGAACGCACUGAGGCGAUUCAGGACAGGAGAGGAGGAGCGACAGCAAAGGGAACGGAGUAUCAGGAUGAAUAGGAUGGAGUCUGAUGUAGGCGUGGCGAACAGUGCGUCGCAGGGCAAGAAGGGGUUUGGGGAUAUUGUUGUUAGUCAGACCGUGGUUAUGAGCGAAGAGGGGUCGGUGGAGGAGGGGAGGUCGCCUGGGGGAGCGGGAGGGGAUGGGAGGAGUGAGCGGAGUGAUAGUUUGAGGAGUUUGGUGAGGAGGAAGGACGAGGAGCAGGAGGAUUUUGAGCGGCAGCAAAAGAGUUGGCUUGCUUGA
Molecule: messenger RNA, 1641 nt
Organism: Mollisia scopiformis
Lineage: Eukaryota; Fungi; Ascomycota; Leotiomycetes; Helotiales; Mollisiaceae
Exons: 3
Coding region: 409-1641 (410 amino acids)
Biological process (GO): adenylate cyclase-activating G protein-coupled receptor signaling pathway
Cellular component (GO): plasma membrane
Molecular function (GO): G protein-coupled receptor activity
Source: RefSeq, a predicted model, not a curated record